Messenger RNA from Thermothielavioides terrestris NRRL 8126, 366 nucleotides. RefSeq lists its product as uncharacterized. The transcript is spliced from 2 exons. The record is from RefSeq and is a predicted model, not a curated record. The annotation marks the transcript as partial. NCBI's taxonomy places the organism in Eukaryota, Fungi, Ascomycota, Sordariomycetes, Sordariales, Chaetomiaceae.
GCGCUCGUCAACCGGGCCGACCUCCAAGAUGCGUCCCUGUUUAACUUCGCUCCGUUCAACAUCACUCAGCUCCAGAUCCUCUGCAUCCGGCCCCAGAUUACAGUCGACUACUCCUGCAAUCUGUCAUUCCACUGGUUCGACCCCAACUCGGUGAAACAGAACGCGGUCACGUCGGGCACCUGCCAGACGUCCUGGAGCUGGGACGGCGUGACCAAGCACAACGCCACCAUCGACGGCAGCGACCCCGUCGCCGGCUACCGCUCGUGCUGGCUCGACUCGCAGACCUUCUUCAAGGUGGCCGUGCCCAGCUUCUGGCACCCGGGCAACUUCACGCUGGAGCUGGCCCACCACUACCGCGAUGACGAG